Trichoplusia ni (cabbage looper) is the source of this 885-nucleotide messenger RNA. Its product is annotated as trypsin, alkaline B-like. Lineage: Eukaryota; Metazoa; Arthropoda; Insecta; Lepidoptera; Noctuidae. The record is from RefSeq and is a predicted model, not a curated record. Gene Ontology annotation, molecular function: serine-type endopeptidase activity. The coding region runs from base 49 to 816 and encodes 255 amino acids. The transcript is spliced from 4 exons. Gene Ontology annotation, biological process: proteolysis.
UAAACAUCACAGUGAUAAUUUUUAUUCAGUUUUAAAACAGUAAAUAUUAUGCGUGUUAUAGGAUUUUUUGUUCUCUGCUUUGCGGCUGUAUCAGCCAUCCCUUCUAAUGCAAACAGGAACAUUGGCGGAUCACUCACUAAUGUACAGUCGUACCCGUCAAUUGCUGUUCUUCUUCGAUGGUUCCCAGGAAACGAAUUUAGGCAACGCUGUGGUGGUGUGAUUGCGACCAACAGAGCUAUUCUCACUGCUGCUCACUGCAUCGACACUGACGCGACAUUUAGAUGGCGAGUUCGCGUAGGCACCACUUCACAAAUAUUCCCAUGGUUUGGUUGGACAUACGAUGUUUCCAGCAUCGUAGUCCAUUCCGCCUACGGUUCUGGAGGAGUUGAGCAUAACAACGACAUUGCCAUUAUGCGUCUAUCAAGGAACUUACAAAUUAACCAGAAUGUCUUCCCCGCUCUAAUUGCAGGAGUUAAUUAUAAUGUACCUGACAAUGCUAUUGUUUGGACCGCUGGAUGGGGUGUCACUGUACCGGAGCGUCCACUGUCUACAGAGCUUCAUCACGUUCAGAUUAACACUAUUAACCAGUCAGUUUGCAACGAUCGUCAUGGUGGAUCCCUCACCGCCAAUAUGCUCUGCGCCGGUUGGCUUUCUGGCGGCGCCGUGACGUGUACCAGUGACUCUGGUGGACCACUCUACCAUAAUGGAGUAGUAGUCGGCAUCGUGUCCUUCAGAAAUGAUUGCAGCGACCCAGCACUUCCUGGCAUUUACACUCGCGUUUCAAAAUAUUCUUCUUGGAUUAAGUUGCACACAUAAAAUGUUAAUGUACAAGUUUCAGAAACAUUCAAUAAAAUAUAAUUAUGUACCAGUGGUUUCUGCAAAAUU